AUGAGCGAUAAGGAGGAUAAAUCCACCAAGGCAACGCCUCAACCCUCGAAGCCGGGCUCAAGAACGGCUUCACCGACGCCUCACUCUGCAACAUCGCUGGCGGUGCCGACGGUACUUCCAGCCGAAGCGCCUCCACCAACGGUGGAGAAACGCGUGACACGCGCCUCCUCCCCGGUGGGUCUAUCCGCUGAACUUGCCUUCAAGGCAAGGUCACAUAUCAGUCGGGUGGAAACAUUGCGUAAAAUAAUGGACAAGAUGCCAGAAAUGUUAGACGAAACUUCACCGGAGGAGGUAAGCACGAUUUCUGAUCAAGUUGAUGAAAUUCACAAGGCGUUUCUCAAGGAAUACGCCUACAUGGAGAGGACUGCCGUCGCUCUCCACGACGUGGCAGCAACGCUGCGGGAUGUGAAUACGUCCCCUCUCGCUCUCGCCAGCCUAGAGGAGCUGUGCAGGUGCACGCUGGUGUAUAGGCUCUCGCAAAGCCUAGACAAAUCGACUCGAGAAGCAUGGGAAACGUCCAUCGGCUCAUCAUCAGAGUUUUCAACACCGACGCAAUUCGAAGCCUUCCUCACUGUCAAGGCACGCGCCCUUGAGAGGGCUGAGCCGUUGACGACGGCUCCAACUACAACAGCUGCACCGAAACCAAAGCCAGCUGGUCAACGACCAGCCUUAGAGGCACAGGCUGCUACAGUGGCACGCUCAAUCUCGCACGCAUACCCGUGUGAUUGCUGCCAGGCCGAUCAUUUUUUGAUAUCGUGCAAUCAAUCUCGGGCAAUGACCGUUCCAGAACGGAGACAGCUCAUCGACAAACUGUCGUUGUGCCGAAAUUGUUGUGGCCGACACGUCACGGCCAAUUGCAAGUCGGUUCAUCGCUGCAAGACUUGCGGACGUAACCACCACUCGCUACUCCACCUCAACACGACGCAGCCAAAGCCAACGGCUUCCACUGCAACCCAAGUUGAGGCGACGACGUCGUCCUCAACACAAUCACAUACAACUGCCAACACGAACGAUCAACGAUCAAGCUCGCUUGCGACGCAAGCCGAGCUAACGCUGUUAGCAACAGCACAUGCACAAGUCAUCACUUCAUCCACGAUCUACAACGCAAGGCUGCUCGUCGACUCCGGAUCGGAGCUCAGCUUCGUUUCUGAAGAUCUCGUCGAACAGCUGGGACUUCAACGCAUACAAUCUUCAAUCUCCAUCACUGGCAUUAGUGGCAAGAAAUCAACACAAACUCGAGGAUUUGUAUCACUACAUUUACAAUCUCUUUACAAUACCUCAUCUGUUUUGAUACAAACUCACAUAUUACGAACUUUAAUUACAACAUUGCCAUCUUCUGAGGCACCCAAGGAAGACUGGCCACAUCUCAAUCGUCUCAAGUUGGCAGAUCCUGAUUUCCACAAGUCAAGAUCAAUCGACAUAAUCAUCGGUGCCGACAAUUAUGGACGAAUUAUCAAACCUAAUUUAGUUAAAGGUUCGCCAUCAAUGCCAGUCGCCCAGCUCUCUAUAUUCGGAUGGCUCGUCAUUGGACCAGCAAGCACACAUCAAGAUCAUGCUUACGCAUCAUUCAAUGCAUCAAUCUCUCAAGACAGCGACGCUGCUCUGAGAGAAUUGCUGACGAAAUUUUGGGUUCAAGAGGAGCUUCCAACGGAAACAACAUCUGAACUCACACCUGAUGCACAAGAGUGUGAAAAUCACUUUCUUGCAACGCAUGGACGUGAUGCUGCUGGACGAUACGUGGUGCGUAUUCCUCUUAAAUCAAAUACUAAAGCCCUGGGAAAUUCUUACAAAUACGAGGACCUCGGUCACAUGAAGAAGGCUUCUUCAAUCUCGCCCAACGAUACGUCAAUCGACUAUCUUCCUCCUCACGGAGUUUUCAAGCCUGACAGCGAAACAACAAAGCUGCGGGUUGUCUUCAAUGGCUCAAGUCCAACAACAACUGGAAUCUCUGUCAACGACAUCAUGCACACUGGUGCGAAUCUUCUGCUCAACAUCAACGACGUUUUGCUGUGGAUUCGCCUUCACAAAUGCAUCUUCGCCACGGACGUCACAAAGAUGUACCGUAAAGUACGAGUACAUGAAGACGACUGGAAUCUCCAACGGAUACUGUGGAUUGAUGAGGAAUCCAACGAAGUCCCAUACACACUAACAACGGUCACCUACGGUACCAAAGCUGCACCAUUUCUCGCUGUCAGAGCCCUGUUACAACUUGCAGAGGACGAGGGUCAACGCUACCCACUGGCAGUACCAUCAAUCAAAUAUGCAAGGUAUGUCGACGACAUAUUUGGUGGUGCAGAUUCUCUUGUUUCUUUAAUUGAAAUUGCUUCACAAUUAACUGACUUGUGCAACGCGGGCGGUUUCUCUCUUGCAAAGUGGCAUUCAAACGAAGCUGCUCUGCUUGAGGCCAUCGUGCCUUGUAACAAUCCUCAAGGCACUUCGAUCUCACUAGACGACUGCAAUACCAAAAUUCUCGGAUUGCGAUGGAAUACUGUCAACGAUAGUAUCACAUUCACAACAAAAUCUCACCACAAUCUCAAUUUCACAAAACGCCUUGUAUUAUCUGAAGUAGCACAGAUAUUUGAUCCGCUUGGCUUUUUGUCACCAGUCAUUAUUCGAGUGAAGAUCGCGAUCAGAGAAGAUCUUACAAGUCUGGCCAGACUCUCAAUACCAAGGUGGUUCAACACCCACAACAAUUCUACAGUGGAAUUACACGGCUUCUCUGACGCAUCGCAACUCGCCAUGGCAGCAGUAAUUUACAUUACUGUUUUCUCGUCGUCCACAGAUCUCAAGGUGAUGUCACUGGUGUGCUCCAAAACAAAGGUCGCACCUCUCAAAAAACUUACAAUUCCGCGACUCGAACUCACAGCUGCGCUAAUACUUGCAAAAUUGCUAAAAUUUGUCACCAAACUGAGGAAAUCGACACCAUCCACAACAAGCAUCUCGAACUCGCCAGCUGAUCUGGAAAGGGCCAAAAUCUUCUGGAUCAAGGCCACACAAUUAGCCUACUUCGCAAACGAGCUCAAGAUGAUGGUCAACAAUCAAACAUUGCCAUCAUCGCAUGUCUUCAGCCGACUGACUGCCUUCAUCGACGAUCAAGGGGUUAUUCGAGUUGGAGGACGACUCUGCAUCGCACCGUUGACCUACCAAGAUACAGCACUGAAAUCAAUGGUCGUCGAGGGCACUCAAGACAAUCAACGAUUGGCCAAGCUGUUCGUCAACGAUCAAACAACUUGGAAUUUCAACCCUCCUGCAGCGCCGCACAUGGGAGGAAAGUGGGAGGCGGUGGUCAAAUCCGUCAAGUAUCAUCUACGACGAACGGUGAGUGACACUUUGCUCACCUAUGAAGAAUAUACUACUCCUCUAAAUCAGAUUGAAGCAACGCUCAAUUCACGACCACUGGAGCCUCUCACGGACGACCCCGACGAUCUCUCAGUGCUGACACCCGCACACUUCCUCAAUGGAAGACCCAUCUCGACACUGCCUGAACCAUCUGUCGAACAAGCUCAACUGUCACCGAGAGCAAGGUGGUAUCUCAUCCAGCAGAAGCUGCAACAAUUCUGGAAGCGUUGGUCAUCUCAACAUCUUCAACGAAUGCAAUCGAUCUCGAAAUGGCAUCACCCUUCCAACAACAUCAACGUUGGAUGUUUGGUGCUGUUGACCGACGAACGCUUCCCACCAUGCAAGUGUCCUCUUGCUUGA
Osmia bicornis bicornis is the source of this 3699-nucleotide messenger RNA. RefSeq lists its product as uncharacterized. Lineage: Eukaryota; Metazoa; Arthropoda; Insecta; Hymenoptera; Megachilidae. The transcript is spliced from 7 exons. Bases 1 to 3699 code for a protein of 1232 amino acids. The record is from RefSeq and is a predicted model, not a curated record. Gene Ontology annotation, molecular function: nucleic acid binding.